GUGGAAAGUUUCACAGUCAGUUUUUCAUCCGGUGCCUCGCAGGACGUUGAUCUGGUCGUAGAUACUAAGUCAAACGUUGUGAGAUCCGUCAAAAAUUUUAAAAAAACGCAGGGAGGCGUUAGCACCUCUAGUCUGAAGCAGAACUAGCUGUACGGGGCAGACAGAAAAAAAAAAGCUGGCCGCUUGCAACAGAGCUUUGACCAUCGGGCCAGCAAGAAGAUAAAGGCGAAAACUGGAAAGCCACCACGGAUUUCUUGUGGGACAAACGUACAGGCCUCGCUGCUAAAACGAUGCCUCACACUAGACGGUAUUCGUCUUCGGACAGAGACAGUCGAAGCAGCUACCAGGACCGUUACAGAGACAGAGACAGGGACAGGGACAGAGACAGAGGGCGAAGACACCGGCACAGAAGAUCGCCUACUUACACUUCCAGCAGUGACAGAGACCGAGACAGAAGGGGGCGGGGACACAGACAGGAAGGGAGCUAUGCACGCUCAAGGAGUCGUAGUUUUGACAAUCGCUCAACGGAGCACCGGCCAUUUGACCGAAGAUACUGCGAUCGAGACCGCGACAGAGAAAGGGAGCCACAUGGAGCAACCGAAAGUUACUAUCCACGCGACUUCUCCCCAAAUAUGUAUGACUACCGACGCGGCCGUGAGAGGGAACGCGAACGGGAUGAGUCGUAUAGGCGGAAAGGCAGCAGGCGUAAGCACAAACGAAGGCGGCGUAGAACCAGGUCCUAUAGCCCAUCCUCCUCGCGGAGCGACAGCCGGACGCGGGCACUGAGUGUGAGGGACGACGAGGAAGGGCACCUGAUCUGUCGGAGUGGGGACGUCCUGCAAGAGAGAUAUGAGAUUGUCAGUACUUUGGGGGAAGGCACCUUUGGGAGGGUGAUGCAGUGCAUUGAUCAUCGCAGGGGAGGAGCACAUGUCGCACUGAAAAUCAUCAAAAAUGUGGAGAAGUACAAGGAAGCAGCUCGCCUGGAGAUUAAUGUAUUAGAGAAGAUCAACGAGAAGGACCCUGAUAACAAAUUCCUGUGUGUACAGAUGUAUGACUGGUUCGAUUACCACGGUCACAUGUGUAUCUCCUUUGAGCUGCUAGCCCUCAGCACCUUUGACUUUCUAAAGGAAAACAACUACCUGCCCUACUCAAUUGGUCAGGUCAGACACAUGGCCUACCAAAUCUGUCUCGCUGUGAAAUUUCUCCAUGACAAUAAACUGACACACACAGACCUAAAGCCUGAGAACAUCCUGUUUGUCAACUCAGACUUCACAAUGUCGUACAAUGUAGAGAAGAAACGAGAAGAGCGGACGGUUAAGAGCACAGCAGUCCGUGUAGUGGACUUUGGCAGCGCCACUUUUGACCAUGAACACCAUAGUACCAUUGUGUCCACUAGGCAUUACCGUGCCCCUGAGGUCAUACUAGAGCUGGGCUGGAGCCAUCCCUGUGAUGUGUGGAGCAUUGGCUGUAUCCUGUUCGAGUACUACCUGGGCUUCACCUUGUUUCAGACUCAUGACAACAGGGAGCAUUUGGCCAUGAUGGAGAGAAUCCUGGGACCAGUGCCCUCUAGGAUGAUUCGUAAGACAAGGAAGCAGAAGUAUUUCUAUCGUGGUCGUCUGGACUGGGAUGAGAGUUCCUCAGCGGGGAAAUACGUCAGAGAAAACUGUAAACCCCUGCGGCGGUAUCUGCUGUCAGAGGCGGAGGAGCACCACCAGUUGUUUGACCUCAUUGAAAGCAUGUUGGAGUAUGAGCCCUCGAAGAGGCUGGUGCUGGCUGACUCCCUCAAACACCCUUUCUUUGAGAAUGGUGGCAUUGGCGAGGCAGCAGGCAGCAAAAACUGGGAGGGCAACCGAGACAUCAGCCGGUGACCCAUGAGCCUCCAAAGACUGAAUGACAGAGGAGAUCAAGUCUUUUAUAUGUGGAACAGGUGAACUGUUGAAUUGCUAGGGGCUUCAGAUGUUUUCUGUCGUUAAUCAUUAAAGCAUGGACAUCUUAACUUCUUGCUCCUCCAUCCCGUCCCUCUGAUGUCCACCUCUGCAGCCACAAGGGGAAUGUUUUUUUUUUUUGUUGUUGUUUUUUUUUUUUGCAGCAGCAGAGACCAAAACAACUCACAAAAGACUGGAAAAGGGUCAAAAUUAAUCUUUUGUAGUUGUCACAGCCUCAGUACAGGACAAAAACCUUAAAUGGAAGAGCGUUUGUACCCAAAGUAAGCCUCUAUGCAGCUCCGGUCUUCCUUUUGACUUCUGAACCACCUUUGUCCCUUCCGUCCGCCCGUCUAUGAAUUUCAUCAGCAUGUAAAGAAAAUAAUUCACUGAAGAAAUGAGCACUACUACAGUCGGUCAUAAAAAACUCAGUUUUGGAUAAGAAAUAUCUUCUGAUUCUGAAGUCUAAGGAAAGGGUAAAAGGGAGAUUGAGCUGUAUAUGCAGUGCGAGUCCUCACCCAAGUAAUUCUAAACAUGGAGACAUAAUCUAUUAUGCUAACAUCAAAUUAGUAAAUUUGAAUAUCAUAUUUCCUUGGAAAUUGCAAGUAUCCCCAGCAGAGCCAAGUGUCUCAAGUUUUUGUUUACGUUUUUUGUUAGGUGAGCACUUGAAUUGCAUAUAAAUUUUCAUGUUUCUUUUUUAUGUAUAAAAGGAUUACCCCCUAUAUGGAGACUUACCCUUAAUCCUUGGUCAUUAGGCCUGUUAUUAUUUGCCAAUGAGAUGAUAAUGGUGAUGGACACUCCACACACAGGCCUUUGUAGCCUGUCUUAUUGAUAUAUAUACUGUUUGUUAUGGUAUGCAAUGCUUUCUGGGUGUGAGUGAGUGCGUGCCUGUGUGUGUGCGUGUCUGUGUGUGUGUGUGUGUGUGUUUAGAGGUGUGGAUGGAGUGGCUGACAUUUCCAUGGUAAUGUUUUGCUCAGAGACUUCUUAGUAGUUCAGCAUUAGUCAUGGGAAUAUUAUCACAUACUUUCAAACACAAAAAAACAAACUGCCUUUUUCCAUGUGUGAUAUGGUCAGACCUGAAGUCUCUCCACUGAGGUUAAGCACACAGCUCCUGGUGGUAGCCAGUGAGCCACACACAACUCCGGUUGACAUAUUUAUUUUGACUUCCAAUAGGUCAUAGUCCCCACCUCCCACCUGUAAAGUUGGACUUGUUUUUUUUGUAUGAAAUUAAAGCGUAUAAAAUUGUAUAUAUGUAUGAUUGUGUAGAAUUAAAGUUAAGUCCUUCUUGCCAGAGGCUUAUGGUGUUCUCAGUAUCAGUUUGGGCCUCUGGUAGCUAAAAGGAGGCGUUCUGUCUUUAAAAACCACCACUGUGUCCGAGUCCAUCUCCUACCUCACUGACUAAUACCAAUGCUGGAUUAUUGGCAAAAAGAUCAAAGGGGUGGCUGAAAUGCGAUUGUGGACAAAAGGAGAAACUUGUCUCUAAAUGUUUGAUUGUAGUCCUUUCAAACAACAAGAUGCUUAUUUUGUUUUUAAAGUUGGAUUGCAGGGGUUAGACCUUAGACCUUCAAGCCAGUUACUUGUGGCUCGAAGAACCUUCUAGUUUUUAGUGCAAAGCUUGCAGGGACCCUGGAGCCGAUCUUGACCUUUCCAAAAAUGAAACUACUUUUGACCACAGGUAAGUGCUCUUAGCAGUCACAUGCACGGCUGACGUAUGCUUCCCAUUAUCGUGUUAAUUUCCGUUUAAAAACUAACCUCUUUCUUUUCCUUCCAAAACCUAAGCUCAGCUGUCACCCUGUCAGGACAGGAGGGGAGGGAAACGGGUGAUCUGCUGCAGCAGGAGUUUCGAUGCUUCGUCACACAAGCUUCACCAUCUGUCGGGGGAAGAAAGAAAUCCUCUUUGUGUCAAAAGCAACACCUUCCACUUCUCGGUCUGUCCACGCUCCAUCUGUCUGGCCUCCGCU
Messenger RNA from Xiphias gladius (swordfish), 3883 nucleotides. It is a transcript of the gene clk2a, whose product is annotated as CDC-like kinase 2a. Gene Ontology annotation, molecular function: protein tyrosine kinase activity; ATP binding. The transcript is spliced from 15 exons. Gene Ontology annotation, cellular component: nucleus. The record is from RefSeq and is a predicted model, not a curated record. NCBI's taxonomy places the organism in Eukaryota, Metazoa, Chordata, Actinopteri, Istiophoriformes, Xiphiidae. Bases 291 to 1868 code for a protein of 525 amino acids. Gene Ontology annotation, biological process: regulation of RNA splicing; protein phosphorylation.